CCUCCCCUUCACUGACUGACAAACGGGGUGUUACUUAUUGUUUUUAUUAAAUCAUUAUUUUUCUUUUAGGAUAAACUAUAAUUUGGCCCUUACAAAUUCAUCAACGUUUCAUUUCUGCUCCUAUAGUUCAAUGUUUUGUGAUGUUACCCCUGUAUGUCUUGAGAAGUUAUGAUUUUAAGGUACUUAAGAACAUCAAAUUGGGCCGAUCCAGCUAAAAAGUAACAGAGUAUCUGUUCUGUCCCUUCCAUUGAUGUAAGAUCCAACACGGGCGGUGGGGAGGGUGAAGAUAGUUUUGAUUUUAACAUGACUACAAAGUUUUUUGAAAAACAUAAUUAAUGGAUUAAAGAUGGCCUAGGUCAGAUUUAAUUAUUAACAGUGAUGAAAUUAAAAUUAUAAUUUUAAAAAUUACAUAACACAAAAAUUUAUAUUGUUAAAUAAAAUAUAAUAUAUAAUAUAUAAUUUAUAUUAUUCUUGAUCGUGCUAUCCGGAUAAACCCGCCUGACAGAUCAGGUUUUACGGCUAUGGUCCCUUCACUCUUUCAUUCUUUUUCUUAGUUAUUUAUCCGUCGUAUUUUCUGGUGUCAAACACCUUAGCGGCAUCAACACAUCAACAAAACCAAAUCAGGAGAUCCCAUGCCUCCUCGAAACAGAGAUUGCUCUCCUCCUCAUCCUACGGUGGUUCGUGUUUACACUGUCUGUGACGAAUCAAGAUAUUUGAUAGUGAGGAACGUUCCUGCUUUGGGAUGCGGUGAUGAUUUGUUCAAACUCUUUGCCUCUUAUGGAGACGUUGAAGAGUGUAAACCAAUGGAUGCAGAAGAUUGUGAGCAAUUUACUGAUGUUUACUGGAUCAAAUUCCGUCUGGUCAGCAAUGCCAGGUUUGCUAAAAGGAAAUUGGACGAAUCCAUUUUCCUAGGGAACCCCUUGCAGGUCUCCUAUGCUCCUCACUUUGAGACCGUCUCUGACACCAAGGAUAAGUUAGAAGGCAGAAGGAAGGAAGUUUUUGCACGUUUGAACCCUCGAAGAACCAAGGGUCCCAAAGUUCACAACGCUGGCACUUCGAGCCAGGCUUCAUUGCUUACAUCACAGAUUGACCACGUUUGUCAGCACCUCAACUCUAAUCAAUCUUGGGACUCUGGAGAAUCACAAAAUGUUCAUCAGAUAGGUGAUCCCCCUAUUACAAGGGUGUCCUCUGACCAGGAUUACUUUCCAUCCCAGUCAAUGAAUCAGACUGUUAGAUUGGUCAGGGAGAAGCUCAAUAAGAUCCAAUCAAGUAGUGAGCAUCUUCAAGCCGGGCCUGUAUCCAAGAAAGCACGAGUUGACAAUAGAAGAAGAAUUUGAUAGAACUCUUAUAAGGAUCUCCUUGACAUGCAGGGACGAUAUGGAACUUGAAGCACUUGUGCAUUGUCCAUAAAAUCAAGUGGAGAGGUUAACUUCUUUGAAAGGUAUCUUGACAAGGACCAGCGGAAAGAGCAGACAGUGAGUAACCAAAUCUAAAGGACGGGAGCCUGUGGGUGAUUUAACCCAGCCCAGUCAUCCUUUGAAUGAUAGUAGGGAUCCUGUCUUUCAAAAUCAGGUAGGUUGAGUUACAAGAUUUUGAACUUAAUGCCCUUUCAUAAUGCAUAAUUGAAGUGCUUCACAUGUAUAAAUAAGUACCUUAUGCCUUAUUUUGUCUCUGACAGUACAUGAUUUCAAGUGUGUUCUUCAAGUGUAGCUUUGACAAAGGAAACAUAAGAGCUUGCAUACGUUUUUUUCUCUCA
Populus nigra (black poplar) is the source of this 1756-nucleotide messenger RNA. RefSeq lists its product as uncharacterized. Lineage: Eukaryota; Viridiplantae; Streptophyta; Magnoliopsida; Malpighiales; Salicaceae. The record is from RefSeq and is a predicted model, not a curated record. The transcript is spliced from 8 exons. Gene Ontology annotation, cellular component: nucleoplasm. Bases 633 to 1337 code for a protein of 234 amino acids. Gene Ontology annotation, molecular function: RNA binding.